Messenger RNA from Scleropages formosus (Asian bonytongue), 1908 nucleotides. Its product is annotated as titin-cap (telethonin). The transcript has 3 exons. Gene Ontology annotation, biological process: skeletal muscle myosin thick filament assembly; detection of muscle stretch; cardiac myofibril assembly. Gene Ontology annotation, molecular function: protein-macromolecule adaptor activity; structural constituent of muscle; titin Z domain binding. Gene Ontology annotation, cellular component: Z disc. Bases 1 to 897 code for a protein of 298 amino acids. Lineage: Eukaryota; Metazoa; Chordata; Actinopteri; Osteoglossiformes; Osteoglossidae. The record is from RefSeq and is a predicted model, not a curated record.
AUGAGCUGCAACGCCAGCAAAGACCUGGUGAACCACAGGCUGCCUCCAUUAGCCUCCCUCUGCUCUCCAUUCCGAAUGGCCCUGGUCCUCUGCCUCUUUGUCCCCUCCUGUCCCAACAUGACUGUUGGUGUCACCCCCUCCCCCUUCAAUCUGCCCACCUUUCUCUCAGGUGUGGCUCUGCUGGCCUACAGCCCUGCUGACGCCAGGACCCCCGUGUCUGUGAAGCGCCAGGCCGUCUAUAUAAACCCGCUGCGGUCGGUCGCUGCGGUCAGCACACGGCAGCCCUCGUUGCGGGGAGCGGGACGGCGCCAGCGAGCCGACAGCACCGGGAGACGCAUCGCGCUCAGGAAGCGCUCGGGCGGCCAGAAGAGGGACGAGGAGGCGGCGGGGAUGACGGGCUACGGCGCGGCGACGGGGGUCAGCGUGCGGGAGGAGAACCAGGCGCGGCGGGAGAGCUACAGCGCCGACUGGCACAGCCUGCGGCUCAACACGCGGCCUCGGGACAGGCAGACGGUGCACGAAGUGGACGGGUCUCGCCGCGAGUCCUUCUCUCGCCAGUGGGAGGCGCGCAGGCUGGUGCAAAGCUGUCCUUCCGGCGUGAUCCGCCUGGGGACCCUGGAACAGGGCGUGAGGGAGCACCAGCAGCUCCCCUACAGGAACACGCUGCCGCUGCCCCUGUUCGCCCCCGCCGAGCUCGGGCUUAGGCUGGGCCGUGGGGCCCCUCACACCGCGGAAGAGCUCCGGCCCUUCUCCGUGCCCGACGGCGCCUGCCCGCACAAGAGGGCCGUGGAGGACAUCACAAGGGCCCUGCCGCCUCCAGAGCCCAUGAGGAUGGACUUUGCCAAAGUGCCCCGGUCUCUGGGACGGUCCACAUCACAGGAGGCCCAGAGGGGCUGAAGCGGAGGGAGGGAGGGAGGGACGGGGCGGUCAGACGAAGGGGUGACGGUUAGAUGGUGGGUCGUAGCUAGAGGGAGGGACUUAUAGCACAGUGAGAAAUUAACUGGACUAAAUAGCAACGCGUGCAGCAUAUCUGGGGGCUACAUUAACAGGGAAACAGCAUAGAAAAGGGCAUUUUCCGUAGAACCUGGACGUUCGCCUCUAUUCCAAGUGAAGCUUCUAUUGGAUGGUGGACUGGUGGAACACGCUGUAUGCGCCCAUAGCUGGGGACAAUUCCCAUGAGGUCAUCAGGCCCGGGCACAGUUUGAGUCGUCGAGGUGCCGCAGAGGAGCCGAGUCCCAGGAACAGUGAGGAACUUAAGGGGUUUUUAUGAUCACAGCCAAGAAACAACACCUUGCUGUGACUGAAGGCAAGAGGGGACUCGGCAGAGGUAGACAACGGACAACGUGAAAGACGGGACAUCAGCAAAGAUCCAUAGUGAUCAGGGGCGUAACGUUUAGCACAGGUGGACUGAAGGAUCAAGAGACGUAGAGAGAUAUAGAUAUAGACAUAGACGUAGGCAUAGAUAUAGAUAUAGCUAUAGACAUAGAUAUAGAGGGAAGGAAGGAGGGAGGAGGGUGGUUAGUGGGUUCCGGCCUUUGUUCCUUAUCAGGACAGGUGGUGAGGUACAGAACUUCACAUGUGAACGUGCAAAAGGAAAGUACCUGGUGGUUCUGCAAGAAAAAUGACAGGAGUGUGGAGAGAAAGAAGGCCUCAUUUCAUGAUCUUAUUCGUAUGUAUUUAGCUACAGAUUGUGAGGAGAUUAAUAUAUAGUGCAAAAAUGCAUUUUUGUGUAUGCAGUCUCUUGUAGAGUUAAAAAACCAUACAAUAAAUCGAAAUGAUAUAUUGAUAAACGUUUGCAUUAUCGUCCGCACCAGAGAUCUCUAUAGUACAGGUGUGGUGGAGAGUUUUAUUUAUUAAACUGAAUUCCUUACUUUGUUUUUUACAAUAAACGUUGUUUUCACUUCCAAA